AUGGAAGCGCUAGUGCAAUCUUCUCUGGAAGUGCAUGCAGUGGUUGGAUAUGAGCAGCUGCUAGCCGAGAUAUUAACGACCUAUUUCCUGGGGAUGUUCACUCUAUGCAGAAUCCUUUCUCAUUCAACAAACCAAACAAUCAACAUUCAAACCAAGCUACCAUUCGUGGUGCUCGACGUAGAUAGGAAAAGUCUCUGGACGAACAACAACCCAAUGAUAGCGGCCAUCAAUCUCGGUAGCACCGUGUUUGUGGUAGACGGGGCCGUCGCUUUGACAUUUCUUAACAACUACAUACCACUGCACGACGAGGCCAUGUUUCGAAAACCUGAAAAAUUUGUCAUCAUAUCCAUUGAAACUGGCUCCGAGGCUAGAAUAACCGAUAUUCUAAAGGACAUCCAAAAUCACCCGGCGAUUCAGGAGAUCGCCAAUUUGCUCCUAAUCGUUCCAGAUGGCAGGACUUUCGAACUUUUGACUCACCGAUACGUUGGCAAUCCUCCGGAGGCAUUGGAGCUUCUACAUUUGGAUACAUAUUACCCGGGGAACCGAUCAUUUUUGGAAGGAAAUUCGCUGUUCCCGAACAAACUUACCGACCUGAUGGGAAAGACCUACCGAUUGGCAUCGUUUUAUUUGCUACCGUGGGUAAUGACACGCCAGACCGACGAUGGAAUUGUGCAAUAUCAGAAUCAGUCGUACACGAUCGAUGGUUUGGAUGGAUAUCUGUUGGUAUUGUUCUGUCAGCGCUUGAACUGUACCUGGGAGCUGCUGAUAGACCAAUACUGGCAGUACGGGCAAGUUUUCCAAAACCGCACUGGAAAUGGGAUGGUUGGAGCGCUGGUUGAACGUAAAGCCGACUUCGCUUUGGCCGCCGUUGGAGCGUGGCAUCAACUGUUCCACUACUUUAGUUUCUCGAUCCCCAUUCAAUGGAUCGGAAUUACCUGCUUGCAGCCGAGACCGACGUUGAUUGAGUACUGGAGAAUUAUUUUCAUGAUGUUUUCAAAAACCGUCUGGGCUUUGACGAUUAUCACGUUCAUUGUGAUAUCCCUUCUGGAUAACUACAUGCCCACGAAGAUUGGUUCUUGGUCACCAAAUAGGAGAGGCCUUUCUUGGAGUGUCCUCAAUGUCCUUUGCGUCUUUCUGCUGUUACCGUCAACGAUGCGUCGAAGUCGAGCUUCUGAAGUCAUGAUCUCGGUAGCACUUUUGGCCUUCACUUUAAUCGUUGCCUAUGUCUACAUUGGUAAGAUCCACAGCAUUUUGGCCAUUCCUGUGUAUGAACCACCGGUCGAUACCAUCGUCGAUUUUGCCGAGAGUGGUCUCCGCUGGAAUGCUCCACAUGAAGUGUGGAUGUACCUUAUCGCUGAAAGCGAAAAUCCUCACAUCAAACAGAUCCUGACCAAGUUCAACGUUGCUCCGAUUCCGGCCUUAAAAACCAUUGCGAACCUUGGAGUCGAACCGAUCGUCAUGGCAAAGUUGCACUUCGGUCAUUCCAUGGUAGGCGAAUGGUUCACGGCAGAAAAUAUCGAAAACUACCGGCUCAUGUCGGAUUUUCUCUACUACGAAUACGACACGGGUUACGCGACGAAAACUUGGCCUCUACUGGGGGAAUUCGAUCACCUGUCGAUGUGGUAUCGGGAUGGUUGCCUUUCGCGGUUCGUCGAACAGAUGGACGUCUUUCGGUACAUGAACCAACCGGUGCAGAUAUCGAUCGAACACUCGAGGGAUCGGCCUCCGAACAAGCUGAAGGAGAUGGAGGUGGACGAGAUCGAGGGAGGGCUGUUGUUGCUCGGCAUCGGUUAUGGAGCAGCCCUUGUCGCCUUCGUUGUCGAGAUGUUAGUGAAAGCGGCCAAGAGGAAGAAGCUCGUGCGGCGGUUCGCUGAUCCUCACGAUCGGUACGUUUCGACCAAGUCAGUCUCGACUGUCAAGGACCUUCCACUCUCCGACUUGAGCUCGCUAGAAAGAAGAGCAUUCUCGGACUCGGAAGUCCCAAUCGAUAAGGAGAAAGACACUUCUUGGCUCGAUCAAGGUGGCCUUGUCGCGGUCAGCCGAUAUUCACCAACGAAGGGAGACGCCGUUGACCAGAAAAGGCUACUUCGGAAGCUGCACAGGGAUCGCUACAUUCCCUUGUUGCGAACCGUCAUCGCAGCGCGCAAACCCAAGUCUCAGAUCCGCCAUUGUCGUGACCACAGCUCCAGUCACCAGGCUAGUCGCAGCAGCAGAAACCCAUAG
Molecule: messenger RNA, 2223 nt
Organism: Ochlerotatus camptorhynchus
Lineage: Eukaryota; Metazoa; Arthropoda; Insecta; Diptera; Culicidae
Exons: 6
Coding region: 1-2223 (740 amino acids)
Cellular component (GO): membrane
Molecular function (GO): ligand-gated monoatomic ion channel activity
Source: RefSeq, a predicted model, not a curated record